GCUCGCGCCCAGCCGAGGGAGCCUCGGCAGCGCACCCUUGGGAGGGGGCUGCCCCGGCCCCCUCCCUCCGCCCCGGCCCCCAGAGACCGGCCUUCGGGGCGGGGAGGUGAAGUCACAGUGCAAGGUCGGGUGGGCGAGCAGCCGAGGACGCCGGGGUCCCGGAGCCAACAGAAGGUUUUGGGCUGGGACCCCAAAGGCCUGAGUGCAAGAUUCAGGGACCCCCGAGGCAAGUGGGCUAAGGCCUGGUCCCAGUGCUCCCUGGUCUCAGGAGAGCCCAGGAUGCCCAUCAGCUGCAGCAGCUCCUGAGCUCAUGGAGCCCUCAGCCACCCCAGGGCCCCAGAUGGGGGUCCCCACAGGUGUUGGAGAUCCGUCCCUGGUGCCGCCGGACUACGAAGAGGAGUUUCUCAGCUACCUAUGGCGCGAUUAUCUGUACCCGAAGCAGUAUGAGUGGGUUCUCAUUGCAGCCUACGUGGCUGUGUUCCUCGUGGCCCUGGUGGGCAACACGCUGGUCUGCCUAGCUGUGUGGCGGAACCACCACAUGAGAACGGUCACCAACUACUUCAUCGUCAACCUGUCCCUAGCAGAUGUGCUGGUGACAGCCAUUUGCCUGCCCGCCAGCCUCUUGGUAGACAUCACGGAAUCCUGGCUCUUCGGCCACGCCCUCUGCAAGGUCAUCCCCUAUCUACAGGCCGUGUCUGUGUCAGUGGCAGUGCUGACUCUCAGCUUCAUCGCCCUGGACCGCUGGUAUGCCAUCUGCCACCCUCUGCUGUUCAAGAGCACUGCCCGGCGUGCCCGGGGCUCCAUCCUGGGCAUCUGGGCGGUGUCGCUGGCUGUCAUGGUGCCCCAGGCUGCCGUCAUGGAAUGCAGCAGCGUGCUGCCUGAACUAGCCAACCGCACCCGGCUCUUCUCUGUCUGCGAUGAACGCUGGGCAGAUGACCUCUAUCCCAAGAUCUACCACAGUUGCUUCUUCAUCGUCACCUACCUGGCCCCGCUGGGCCUCAUGGCCAUGGCCUACUUCCAGAUCUUCCGCAAGCUCUGGGGCCGCCAGAUCCCUGGUACCACCUCAGCCCUGGUGAGGAACUGGAAGCGGCCCUCGGACCAGUUGGAGGACCAGGGGCAGGGCCCGGGUACAGAGCCCCCCCCUCGGGCCCGUGCCUUCCUGGCCGAGGUGAAGCAGAUGCGGGCUCGGAGGAAGACGGCCAAGAUGCUGAUGGUGGUGCUGCUGGUCUUUGCCCUCUGCUACCUGCCCAUCAGCGUCCUCAAUGUCCUCAAGAGGGUGUUCGGGAUGUUCCGCCAAGCCAGUGACCGGGAAGCCGUCUACGCCUGCUUCACCUUCUCCCACUGGCUGGUGUAUGCCAACAGCGCCGCCAACCCCAUCAUCUACAACUUCCUCAGUGGCAAAUUCCGGGAGCAGUUUAAGGCUGCCUUCUCCUGCUGCCUGCCUGGCCUGGGUCCCUGCGGCUCCCUGAAGGCCCCCAGCCCUCGCUCCUCUGCCAGCCACAAGUCCUUGUCCUUGCAGAGCCGGUGCUCCGUCUCCAAAAUCUCAGAGCACGUGGUGCUCACCAGCGUCACCACGGUGCUGCCCUGAGUGAGGGCCAUCCCGGUGGCUCCAGGAGGUGCAAACUGUUCCCUGCCUGGGCUGCUUUUCCGGCUCCUGGGGGACCCACCCCCGCUCCUGUAGAAAGACUGCUGGAUGCAGUGCGAGACCGGGGCCGCACAUCUGGUUUUCUGCCUGCUGAACGCUGGGCAGUGUCACUUCCCUUCUCUGAGCUGUGUUGCCUAAGCGGGAUUGAUGUGAGGAUUAAGCAUGCUUACGAAAGUGGAAAGCUCUUUGCAAACUGUAAAGUGAAAUGAACAAGAUUAUCCCUGUAUUCCUGUCGCUUGGCCAUACCCCACAGUACCAUCCAUCCUGUCAUCUUUCCAGAGCUUGACCUUCCUCCCAAAGACCCCCCCUUACCCAAUUACAGGUCUUCCCCAGAGUCUGCUAUAAGGGUCCCAGUGGGCAUUUCCAUCUGGUCCAGGGGCUCCCUGAAGUCCAGGCUGCGCUUGGCCAGCCGCUCCUUGAGGCCAGUGUGAACUAGUCUGAGCCCCAUCCUCACUGCAUGCCAAGCGCACACACCGUAAACUAGACCCCGUAGGUUUGGGGGUGUGAUAAGACACUCUCCGUGGGGCCAUUUGGCAUGGAGGCCAGAGGCCUGAAGCAACUGUAAUUAAUAGCCUGGCACUGAAUGUUCCCUUUCCUUGCCACUGCACAAAAUCUGUGCUUCUUAGGAGUGAGAAGGUGGGAGGCUGGGGGAGCGGAGAGACAAGGCAGCGCUGGCAUGCAGCGAUCUUCUGACCGCUCCCACCUCUCCUCCCUGACACACGAGGUCCCAGAUGGCCACCGGCCAGGCCUCAGAGCGCACCCGCUGCUGCCCCCUCACGCACCGCAGACCCUCUGAUGCCAGGACCUCGAUCCUGGCCACAUGUGUCUGUUCACGGGCCAGCGGCCUACGGAAGGUAAGGGGGUAGGGUGGGCGGACAGCAGCGCUAACAGAUUGAUUGAGUGUUAUCUUCACCUUCUUGGAAAUCAGGGCUGGCAUUUAUUUUCUAUGAACUCACAGGAUGAAAAGAGAAAGCCAGAGACUUGGCUAGACGUGCCCCGUCUGCCACCAAGAUGAUUAGAGGGCUGCCGGAGGCCCUGCUCCUUGCUGCCAGAGCGGGAGGUAGAACGCAGGCUGAAGGGCUCUCUGCUGGGAGGAGCGGGAGACGUCCAUCUGGCAGAGGCCGGUUCGGCCGUGCGCCGCUCUGCUUAACCUGAUUAAUGACCUCGCCUGUCCAGAAGUGGGGCAAAACCCAGCUCCUGUCAGGGGCCCAGCCCAGGACUGCUUUGGCGCCCCUCCUCGCAGGCAGAGCAGGUGGAGGGAGUGGUCCGAGCACACCAUCCCGCCCUCUCUCCAGGUGACUCGCCAGCCAAGCUCACAUGAACAUUUCCACCGAGGUGCGGUGGCUGCCAGACCGGCCGGGCUGUCCCACCCACGCCCCACGCCUGCUCCCAGCUUUAUCCAGUUCGUAGCAGGCAUGGAGGGGCAGCGUGCAGAAUGAGGUGUGAGGGGUGGCCCCCAAGCUCGGGAUCAACCAUGCCCACAAGGCCGAACCCAGGUCCUGGACACCUUGGGGCAAUAGACUACGACCAGCACUGUUCUAGACACGGGUUUCCGUAGACACUUGGCUCAGUGGGAAUUAAAAAACAACAGCAGUUUCCCUAAUGGCGGCAGUUCUGCUCUCUUCUUUGCUGGUUGAACCCAGCACCCUGGUGGCCUCAGGCCCCCAUUUUGGGGGACUUGGUGAACUGGAGAAAAUUCAGGGGAGAUGAAAGCCCUGGUGAAUGCACCAGGGGAGGUGGCUUCCCCAGGAUGCCAAGAGGAGUGAUGCUUAGUGAAGAGCUUCUGAAGGCCUGGGAUGAUCCAGCCUGAGGGAACCUGGGGCAGGUUCCAGUUACGAGGAGGGCCGCGUGCAGAAAGGGGUGAUAUAUGUGCUGGGUGGCCCAAGAGAGACAAUCUUAGGCAGCGGGUGGCAUUUUCAAGGUGGCAGGAUUUGGAAUCCACCUCAGAAAUUCCUACCAGUCAAGGAGGAAAUGGGCUGCCUGGAAAGGCACGGAGUUAUCUGUCACGGGAGGCUGGCAAGCGGAGGCCAUUAUCACAGCGGGGAGAUGGAGGGGAGUCUAGCUCCGAAUGGGGCUGGCCUCUGGGAGCUGGAUUCCAUCUGAUUCCAGCACGCUCACAUGACAGUGUCCCAGAGAACAGGGCUGAACUGGCUCAGCCCCACAUGCCUGCUGGCCUCACUGAGCUGCUUCCCAAACAAGCAGGGAGGAAAGCCCCGCUUUCUUAUCUCCAUCCCCAAAGCAAAAGGAUUAGCUCACCGUUACCCAUCGUAAGGUCCCCCAAGCAAAUCAAAACGUCUGGUGUCUUGGCUUUGGAUUGAAAUUCUGUCGGAUUACUACAAAUGUUUGGUAUAGACUGGUUAUUAUGCUCAUCUCAAGAUCCAGCUGGCAGUACAGAUGUCUGUGAUUAAUAAAAAUGGGGGGAAAGUUA
Messenger RNA from Phacochoerus africanus (Common warthog), 4073 nucleotides. RefSeq names its product hypocretin receptor 1 (gene HCRTR1). Bases 311 to 1588 code for a protein of 425 amino acids. Gene Ontology annotation, biological process: G protein-coupled receptor signaling pathway; feeding behavior. The transcript is spliced from 8 exons. Lineage: Eukaryota; Metazoa; Chordata; Mammalia; Artiodactyla; Suidae. The record is from RefSeq and is a predicted model, not a curated record. Gene Ontology annotation, cellular component: membrane. Gene Ontology annotation, molecular function: orexin receptor activity.